Molecule: messenger RNA, 1983 nt
Organism: Striga hermonthica
Lineage: Eukaryota; Viridiplantae; Streptophyta; Magnoliopsida; Lamiales; Orobanchaceae
Source: the annotation of a GenBank genome assembly
AUGCUAACUCGUAUUUGGUCAUCAAGAACACAUAGACACUGUCUGAAUUUCAUAAAGCCGAGGCCUUUAAGCAUCAUUCGCACGCACAUUUUGCAUACAACCCAUAUCAAGCUCCUCCCCCAUGAUCAAACCUCGAAAUUAUACCACUCAACGGCCCGAGCCCCAAAAAAUCCUGAAUUUUUCAUUCCCCGAGAAGAUUACUCGCACAAGCAAGAUGUGGCGAAGGCAAAUCACACGGUCACCAGGCUCUGCAAGGAGGGCAAGAUUCGCGAAGCACGCGAGAUGUUCGAGCAAAUGCCUGAACGGGACGUGAUAUCGUGGACGGCGUUAAUAUCGGGCCACGUUAAAUGCGGCUUGCUUGAGGAAGCCCGAGUGUUUUUCGACAGGGCCGAUGCCGUGAAAAAUGUCGUAACUUGGACAGCCAUGAUGUCGGGGUAUGCGAAAGCGGGUAAAGUGUCUGAGGCCCGAAAGCUGUUCGAUGAAAUGCCCGAUAGAAACGUGGUGGCAUGGAACACAAUGAUCGACGGGUAUGUACGGUGUGGGAGUCUUGAAUGUGCAAUAGAUUUGUUUGGGAAAAUGGGGGAGAGAAAUAUCGCAUCUUGGAACACGAUUAUUUCUGGUUUGAUGAAAUUCGGGAAGAUCGAGGAGGCUCACGAGCUUUUUCGCCAAAUGCCGGCAAGGAACGUGGUUUCAUGGACUAUAAUGGUGUCGGGAUUGGCGGGAGAUGGGAAGGUGGACGAGGCUAGGUCGCUUUUCGACCUGAUGCCCGACCGGAAUGUGGUCUCUUGGAAUGCAAUGAUUAACGGGUACAUUCAAAAUAUGAGGUUGGUCGAGGCGUAUAAUUUGUUCGACACGAUGCCCGAGAAGGAUGUGAAAUCAUGGAACACAAUGAUGGCCGGUUUCAUUCGAAACGGUGAGCUCGAGAGGGCGCUUUGGUUAUUUCAUGAGAUUCCACAUAAAAACGUGGUUUCUUGGACCACAAUCAUAAGUGGGUUCGUGCAAAACGGUAAAAAUGAGGAAGCUUUGAGAAUAUUCUGUUCAAUGAUGAGGGAUAGAAUGGUAAUAAAGCCGAACGAAGUAACUUUCGCCACCGUUUUAUGUGCUUGUGGUAACCUAGCCGGUCUCAACGAGGGGGCUCAAGUGCAUCAAGUGAUUAGCAAAAUAAUUUAUCAUCAAGAGAGUGAAUUCGUGGUGUCGGCACUAAUAAACAUGUACUCAAAAUGCGGUGAUCUCAAAAUGGCUCGACGGGCAUUCGACGACAAGCUUAAAGGGCAUCAAGAUUUGGUUUCUUGGAACUCAAUGAUUGCUGCUUACGCCCAACACGGGUGCGGGUACGAGGCUAUUUCUAUUUUCGAGGAAAUGCGUAAAACGGGUUUCGACCCAAACGACGUCACUUACGUUGGACUUCUUAAUGCUUGUAGCCAUGCGGGCUUAGUGCAAGAAGGUCUAAAUUACUUUAACGCCCUUCUAGAGGACGGGUCUGUGAGAGUGAGAGACGAUCACUACACUUGUGUAGUCGACUUGUACGGUCGAGCGGGUAGGCUAAAGGAGGCUUAUGAUCUUAUAACUGGGCUUUCUUGUUUGAAAGACUUGGCCUACGCAUGGGGGGCAUUGCUCCUCGGGUGUAACGUUCAUGGGGAACGUGAAAUCGGGAAAUUGGCGGCCAAGAGGCUUUUGGAUUUGGAGCCGGAGAAUGCGAAUGCAUAUGUGCUUUUGUCGAACGUUUAUAGUGUCGGUGGGGGUUGGAAUGAGGCAGAAGUGGUGAAGUCGAGGAUGAAAGGCAGAGGCUUGAAGAAACAACCCGGUUGCAGUUGGAUUGAGGUUCGGAAUGAGCUUCGAGUUUUUGUUGUUGGGGAUAGGUCUUCUCUUGAUGGGGAGUGUGGGGAUGAUAUUCAUUUGUUGCUUUGGGGUCUCCAUGAGAAGAUGAGGAAGGUUGAAGAUUUAGUUUUGGAGAAUGUUGUGAUGGAAGAGAACUUCUUAUAG